GUACUAAGCACGCAUGCGCGGGGCCGCCCCGGGGCUGGGACUCUGCACUUCCUGCUACCUAAUACCCAGCGCUAAAUUCUUACAUUAUCGCCAAUAGUCUCGGGCCUGCUUCAUCCUGACCCCAGCCUCCGGCCACCGGCCAAGAGGAGCCACGAUGUGCGACUAAGCUCUCCGCUUCCAGCUGUCACCUCAGCGGUAUCUCCGAACGGGUGUGUUCUCCGGAUCCCUCCCUCCUUCACCGGGCUCAGCCACCAUGUCCAACGCCGGGUACAACUCCCAAAAUGGGGGAUCAGGGCCGCCGCACUACCAGAACGGUCCUCUUCAGAACUCCACAAUGUAUUCACCACAGCAACCAUUGGGACAGGGCUAUGUGUCAGCACUGCCAGGCUCAUACCCACAACAAAUGCCAGCUAAAGCUCCUCCACAAGCAGGCCCUGGACUGUAUAGCUAUGGUGGCUCUCAGACUGUUCCACAACCAGGAAUUCAUCAGGGAUCUGGCCAGGCUUUCAAUAGACCACCUAUUGGAACAUCACCAGCCCCACCCGCUGCAAAUACAGCAUCUUCACCAAGGAUGCCUCUUCCCUCUCAGAAUUCGGUUGGGCCACCAGCAUCAGUAGGCAGCAGUUAUCCUCAUGGAAGCCAGCCAGCCCAGUCAGGCUGGCAGUAUUUCCCAUCACCCUUAAGUCAUGGACAGGCUCCUCCUAUGACCAAUCAUGUGUCGUCCAUGGCAGGAGUCGCACCUGGCCCACCACCAACACUUGGAAGUUCCCAGCCACCCACUACUCAGCAGUAUGGAGCAUCAUAUGGAGUUCCACCUCAUCAAAACAGUUUUAUGAGUUCAGGUCCUCCGUUGCCACCGAUGAGCCAGUCUCAACCAGCACGUCAACCUUUGCCUCCACCCACGUCAACAUCUUCAUUACUCAGACCCACAGCACCCCCAUCUGGUCAACCAGUCAACACUGCACCUGUGCCACCUUUAGUCAGUGCUCCUCCUCAGCAACUUGGUGUCUCUCCGCUCCCCACCAGUGACAGCACUUCUGUUCAGAACAGCUACGACACAAUAGAAGGCGGUGGGUUCAUGGGGAUGGUUCAACCUGUUCAGCCUACUCCACCACAGAAUCCUAAAAUAACAAGGAACGCCUACCCAUCAUUACCACCUGGUUACCAGAAUGUUUUUCCAGCAAGCGGCCCAGGCUUAACACCUACCAACCAGCAGUAUCCUAAUAGACCACAGCCUCUUUCACAGCCCAGCUUUGGUGUGAACAGUUUGGCUUCAUCGGUAGGAGGUCUGAGUAUCCAUCAAGCCCAGCAGUUGGAUGGACUUCGAGCUGUGAAUCUUCUCCAAGAGAGGAACAUACUGCCACCAACUUCCUUCAAGGCUCCUGCACCUUGUCUGCAGGAAGAUAUCCAGAAGCUGAAUUGUAGCCCAGAGCUGUUCCGCUGUACUUUAACCAACAUCCCUCAAACACAGGCUUUGCUGAAUAAAGCCAAACUUCCCCUUGGGCUCCUGCUACAUCCAUUCAAAGAUUUGUCGCAACUACCCGUUGUAACAUCUAGUACCAUCGUAAGAUGUCGCUCUUGUCGGACAUACAUCAAUCCCUUUGUCAGUUUUCUGGACCAAAGGCGAUGGAAAUGCAACUUGUGCUACAGAGUAAAUGAUGUCCCUGAAGAAUUCAUGUAUAACCCUGUAACACGAGUGUAUGGUGAGCCACACAAAAGACCAGAAGUACAGAAUGCCACUAUUGAAUUUAUGGCCCCAUCUGAAUACAUGCUGCGCCCCCCUCAGCCUCCUGUAUAUCUUUUUAUGUUUGAUGUGUCCCAUAACGCCAUAGAAACGGGUUAUCUCAACACUGUUUGUCAGACCGUACUUGACAAUCUGGAAUGGCUUCCUGGCAACACAAGGACGAAGAUAGGUUUUAUCACGUUUGACAGCACAAUCCACUUCUACAGUUUACAAGAAGGAUUGUCACAGCCCCAAAUGUUGGUGGUGUCAGAUAUCGAUGAUGUGUUUAUCCCAAUGCCUGAGAACCUGUUGGUUAAUUUAAAUGAAUGCAAAGAGUUGGUUCAGGACUUACUAAAGAACCUUCCACAAAUGUUCACAAAGUCAGCAGAGACUCAAAGUGCUCUUGGACCAGCACUACAGGCUGCAUACAAGCUGAUAUCGCCGACUGGAGGACGAAUAUCUGUGUUCCAGACACAACUGCCAACAGUGGGCGCCGGAGCCUUGAAACCCCGAGAGGAACCUACCCAAAAAUCCUCUGCAAAGGAUGUUCAUAAUUUGACACCAGCAACUGACUUCUACAAGAAGCUUGCUUUAGAUUGUUCAGGACAGCAAGUAGCAGUUGAUCUGUUUCUCUUAAGUGGCAGAUACUCGGAUUUGGCUUCCUUGGGUUGCAUUUCCAGAUAUUCAGCCGGUAGCGUUUACUAUUAUCGUGCUUACCAUCACCAGCAUAAUCCAGUGCAAGUGGAGAAGCUGCAGAAAGAAUUUAAGAGAUACCUUACCCGGAAGAUUGGGUUUGAGGCUGUUAUGAGGAUAAGGUGUACCAAAGGCCUUUCUAUCCAUACGUUUCAUGGAAACUUCUUUGUUCGCUCUACGGAUCUCUUGUCACUUCCCAAUGUAAACCCUGAUGCUGGUUAUGCAGUACAGAUGUCUGUGGAGGAGAAUCUGACCGAUACACCUAUGGUCUCUUUUCAGUCUGCUCUUUUAUACACUUCCAGCAAAGGAGAGCGAAGGAUUCGUGUGCACACAAUGUGCCUUCCUGUUGUUCCAGCGUUAUCCGAUAUAUAUGCUGGGGCUGAUGUGCAGGCUGUGGUUGCACUGUUGGCAAAUAUGGCUGUUGAUCGAUCCAUUUCAUCAAGUCUGAGUGAUGCUCGGGAUGCUCUAGUUAAUGCUGCAAUUGAUUCCCUGUCUGCUUACCGUACUUCAGUGCUAACUGUACAACAGCCAGGUCUUCUAGCGCCACACUCGUUGCGUCUCUUCCCUCUGUUUGUACUGGCUCUUCUGAAGCAGAAAGCUUUCCAAACGGGGACAAAUGCAAGUUUGGAUGAGAGAAUAUACUCCAUGUGUCAGAUUAAGAAUCAGCCAUUGGCAUACCUGAUGCUUAUGAUACACCCUAACCUGUACAGAGUGGACAAUCUAUCAGAUGAGGGGGCACUUAACAUCAACGACAGAACAAUACCGCAGCCUCCUAUUCUUCAGUUGUCUGUAGAAAAGCUGAGCAGAGAUGGAGCCUACCUAAUGGAUGCCGGCACGAUGAUGCUGCUGUGGCUGGGCCGCAACUGUGGACAGAACUUCUUGACUCAAGCUCUUGGAGUUGCUAACUACUCAGCAUUAUCUCAAGACAUGACUCAGCUUCCUGAACUGGAUACAGCUGAAUCUAUUAAACUGAUAGCUUUUAUCACUUGGCUUCGAGAGCAAAGGCCUUUCUUCCCAACAUUACAUAUAAUCCGGGAUGAGAGUCCUCUAAAGACUACUUUCCUUCAAAACUUGAUUGAAGACAGGACAGAGUCUGCCUUAUCUUACUAUGAGUUUCUUCUCCAUCUCCAGCAACAAGUGAACAAGUAACAAAACAAAAACAAGCUUUGCACAAAGCAAGUGUGCAUGAGAACCAUCUAUCCCAACAGUAUCACGUACAGUGGUUUGGAGCUACAUCUGUAUCGCUACGGCUUAGGCCUCAUGAAAUAUGAUGUGCAUACACUGUGAUUUCAGCAAAAAUAAUCAAGAGACCGUAUAUAUGGGUACAGAUCUGUGCAAGCACACAAGCUAUUUUCUACAGUGUAUAAGGAAAACUACAAGAAUUCAGACAUGCCUUUGUACCUGCUGAAAAUCUGUUCACUGCUUUCAGCUAGGUGGUUGCAGCCCUUAUGCAGAAGCCCAUAUUGGCACCUUACGGUUUCUGCAAUAUUCAAGAGAUGAAAAGACAUUUAAGAAAAUAAAGUCCGAUAUUACUUACUACAGAGAACAGAUUUUAAUUUCUUUUUUUCUUUUUCUUUUUUUUUUUGCUUUUAUUUUGCUGCUAGAUUUCAAAAUGUAACUGGCUGAAAUACAAGUUGCUGCUAUGACAGAAACGGCUUUGUACUCACAUGUAUAUGUGUAAAUGUUUUCAUAAAUUGGCAGAACUUUACCUGUGUAUUUGUAGCAGGCCAUAAAUGUGGUUUCCGUCUGCAUUCAUUAUUCCUGUGCUUUGUGCCAUUAUAUUGGCUUAAAAACAUACAGGGAUAGAAAUGUAGUUAUGUAGCAAGCCUUCAUAUAAAGUAUAUUUUCUGAAAUAUCUUAAAGGAGAACGCAAACCAUUAUGCAGAAAAUCUGUCAUUGAGAGGCAGUUCUUGUGUUUCUUUUUUCUUUUUUUUUUAACCAACCCUUUACUGAGCAUGGUUUCUGCUUUCUGAAGUGACAAGGUUGUGUCAGACCUCAGCCGACUCUUGCUAGUAACUAAAAUCCCUGCAGAUGGUUCUAAGAGGGUCCUACAUGUGUGAAAUGAGUAAGGGAGGAGAAGAUUAAGGCUCUAUGGAAAUGCCAUCAGAAGACCCUAAGAAUUGAUUUCUACUUUGAGGUUUGGUAAAAUAACACAUGCUGUGAAUAUAAAAUGAAGUUAUUUGACAGAGAAGCCAUUUGUAUUUUAGCAAUAGCUUGCAUCUAAGUUUUGCAAAGUAGGAAAAGAUCAGAAGAAUUGAUUAAAAAAAGGCCUAACUUAGUGCUACAAUUAAUGAUAUAUAUGCAAGAGCAUGUCCAUUGCUACAAUUUUGUUCCUCCUCUAGGACCAAAGUAAUUUGCGUGCAUUCAGUGCAAAACCUUAAAAAAACUGUGAGUGUGGGGUUUUGAAGAACUUGUGAAGCAAGCAUAGAUUUGCCUUUUAAAAAUGAGAAAAGGUGAUCCAGCACAGUCGGGUUAAAGUGGUUAACCCACAAGAAAUAUUCAUCACCUGUCCACCGAGUAGAUGAUAAGUGUGUGAUCUCAGGGGUCCCACGGUCUGUUCCCAUAUACUUUCCAUUUAAAUGUUUCCAGAUUCGGGAAAACGUGAGACUUCAGUUCUAGUGAUUUGUAGUUGUUUCCAGUGGUCAGACCCCUAGCAAUCAUACAUUCAUCAUCUGUCCUGUGACUAUCCUUUGUCUUGGGAUAUCCCCUUUAACACUUUGUGCUUUAACAUUCAGCAAUACAGUGAAAUAUUAAACCACACACAGUAGUAUUUUGAACGAAUAGUACUCACAGCUAAAAGUUUUUUCUUUUUUUUUUCUUUCUGCAACUGCACAACAAAUUGUGAAGUUGUAGAAUUAUGUUUUUCUAUGAUCAUAGUUAUUUAGCAUUCUAUCAAUGUGCACAUGUUAAGGAAUACAAAGCCAUUUUGUUGCCCUUACCAAUGCCCAUGUUAUACAUUGGGAGUAUGGUACUAAAUAUUGGGAAAAAGACUAAAUGAAAUGCUUAUUCUGACUUGACAUUGGGAAAUUGACACAGAAUUGCUACCACUUUGGCAUUCGACUCCUAACUGCAGAUUGUCACUACAGAGUAGACUACUUUGUUUAGUAAGGAGUCUUUCUGCCGUCCUUGUCAUUUUUUUUUUUUUUUUUUAAUGAUUUGCCACAACUUUCUAUAUUAUUGAUUAAUUUAUUGUAAUGUGGAAAGUUAGAACAAAGAUGUGUGAUAGAUUUUGAUUUUCCUCAUUUUAAUAAAAUGCACCUUUUAUUCUGCAUUUCAUGUUAAUAAAGUUUUUAAAAGAUCAAGUAACUUUUUCAUAGUUGUAUGCAUAUUGAGCCAGCAUUUCAAGAGACGGUGUUGAAAGCAUAGCAAGUUAGAACACUAAUACAAAGCAAAACGCAUCUUUUAUACCUGGUAAGUGAGCAUGUAAAUGAUUAGCCUUUAACCCCUUCACGCAUAAUCAUGUAUGGAGCAUGCUCCCGUGCUGAAACAGCACCAUACCCCAUAAUACCACUGCAAGCGGUCGUCUGGACUGCUGCUGGGAUUGAAGUAGUACCUUACAGCUUCAAUUGUGAUCUUACUAACAGAAGGAUAUCAGGACUGAACAUAGCGGUUCAGCUGUGGUCUAUGCUUUUAAGGGUAAUUGGAAUCAUAGGAGCGUUUCUUUCUCAUAUCCUUCAAAUAGAAUGUGAAGAAACUGUCUGCCAGAAUCAUUCGACGGAAGAUCAGAAUGCGCACUAGGAUAAAUUUAUACUGUAUGUGGUAAAAAUGAAAUGUAUGUACACCCAUGUUUCAGAUUUACGAAGCACAAUCUGUAUGUCGACAGAUAUAAAUCCUAUAGUGUCUGAAAAAAGAUUUUUGUUUCCAGAAACAGUGCCAUUCUGGUCUAUAAACAUGGGGCACUGCUCAAGGUGCAACACUGGCUCUGGUUUUGGAAAAUAUGCUUUUUUUAUUCUUGUGUUGUACAAUAAAUUUAAGAACUUCUGGAAUAAU
This is a messenger RNA of Bufo bufo (common toad), 6406 nucleotides long. It is a transcript of the gene SEC24A, whose product is annotated as SEC24 homolog A, COPII coat complex component. Gene Ontology annotation, biological process: intracellular protein transport; endoplasmic reticulum to Golgi vesicle-mediated transport; COPII-coated vesicle cargo loading. Gene Ontology annotation, molecular function: SNARE binding; zinc ion binding. The record is from RefSeq and is a predicted model, not a curated record. The transcript is spliced from 23 exons. Bases 254 to 3565 code for a protein of 1103 amino acids. Gene Ontology annotation, cellular component: endoplasmic reticulum exit site; COPII vesicle coat. NCBI's taxonomy places the organism in Eukaryota, Metazoa, Chordata, Amphibia, Anura, Bufonidae.